Molecule: messenger RNA, 1464 nt
Organism: Parascedosporium putredinis
Lineage: Eukaryota; Fungi; Ascomycota; Sordariomycetes; Microascales; Microascaceae
Source: the annotation of a GenBank genome assembly
AUGCUCCAUCAAUGUCUGACGUGCGUCCAUCAAUCCAACCCGCCAAUUGAUCCAAUAGAGCACCCACACCCCGAGCGUGCCGUCCCCGCUCAACCCCGAAGCCAAGCCCCGAAGCCCGCGACCGCGACCGCGGCGACGACCGACGAUGCGCCCGCCGCGCCCCCGCGCGACAAGCCGGCGCGUACCAAGAAGGAGGCUCUGAAGAAGCGCGAGUCUAGAGGAGGGGUGGACGGUGGUAGUAGCCGCGCGACGCCGGACCCCAAGCUUGGGCAGGCAGCCGCCGCCGCGCUCGAUUCGAACACGUGCUCGCCACUCCGCUACAAGCUGGCGCUGCCGCGGCCGGCGGACUUUGAGCAGCCCAAAGGGGCCGUCUUCACGCCGCAUCACGAGAUUGUUGGGCCGGAUGGCAAGGAGAUCCAGUUUCACGAGACUUCAGACCACGUAUACAACAAGAAAAACUUCCAUUACACCCACUGCCGCGCGGAUGCGGGCUUCCCCUCCUCCUUCUACUACAGACAGACCGAGCCCGCGCCCCAAGGCCCCCACAUGAGCUUCGAAGACGCCUCGACGCACAUGUACUUUGACAAGUUGGGCAACCACAUCACCACCGACAAGGGUUCCGCAUGGCGAGAUCCAACGUCGCCAUCCGCGAAGGCAGGUGGCGAGCCGGCCGCGGCCAACGGACACGUGCGUGUCGGUUUCUCCCGGCGCGAGGCGUCUCUCGAUGCUCCCGUCGGCUUCGACGCGUACAGCUACGGCAUCCGCGACAAGGAGGGCCACAAGGUGCACAUGUCCCGCCCCAAGUCCUUCUUCCCCGCCGGCGAGGAGAUUUGCGAGGGCGACGUCAUCGGGCUCGAGAUCAAGCUCCCGUCCGAGCAGCUCCAGCGCAAAAUCCUCGCCGGCGACUACAACCCGGCCGUCGACAACGCCGACGAGGAGCCCGACCCAAUGGCCCCCGCGCCAAACAUCGUGAGAGACCGCAUCCCCAUCCGGUUCAAGUCGCACAUCUACUUUGAAAAGAUCGACUACCACACCACCAAGGACCUCGAAGACCUCAUGAACCCCAGCCCCGCCGUCUCCGGCCCCGCGGCGCCGCCCAACCCCCACCACCCCGUUCCCGCCCUCCGCACGCUCCCGGUUCUUCUGGUACCCCCGCCCGGCUACGACGGCGCCGAGGAGGACGAGGUGGACAUGGUGGAUCUCGGCGACCGGGAGGACGCCCCAGCCGCGGCGAAGAAGACUGAGCUGCGCCCCAAGCUGAGCAAGCUGCGGCCCGUGGUGCAGAGGUACGUCGAGCAGGUUGUCGAGGACGUCAUCUGCGAUGUCGUGGACGAGGUCGACUUUUGGUUGCAGGACGGCGGGUCAAAGAACGUUGUGCCCAAGGCGGGAGAGGAGAAGGAAGCCAGCGGGACCGCCGUGGUGCCUGCCCAGGAGGAGAUUAAGGAGCUCGUCCAGGACGACUAA